AUUUUUAAAAAUGAAGCUUAAAAGGUUUCUUUUAAGAUAUUAUCCUCCUGGAAUAAUUUUAGAGUACAUUCGAAGUAAUGGAGAAUAAGAAACGAAAUCUAUUGACUUGCUAAAUUUAAGCAAUGAGUAUAGUUUGAAGUCUAAAAUAAUAGUACAGAUGUAGAUCAAUUAGUUGAAGAAAUAGUGAUGGAAGAGCCAAUAAUUUCAGAGAAUCGAAAACCUUAAUUGGCAGCCUUAAUAAGAAGUAAUAAAAUUUCAAAAAUUUAUUAGAAUUAAUAGAUAAGAUAGAAUCUAAAAAAGAGCAAUAAUUUGAAUUAUUCAAAACCUUAAAAGCCCAUAUGUUACCCUUAACAAAUUGUGCUUUUAAUAAAAAUGGAGACAAGUACUUAGUUGAUACAAACAUAGAUUUAUAACAGGUAGCUAUGAUAGAACUUGUAAAGUAUGGGACACUUUUACAGGAGAGGAAAUAGUAUCUCUGGAAGGUCAUAAGAAUGUAGUGUAUUGUAUAGCAUUUAAUAAUCCAUUUGGGUAAUAAAGUAGAGAAAUAUUGAUAGUGAUCGAGUAGUAACAGGAUCAUUUGAUAAGACAGCAAAAAUAUGGGAUGCAAAUUCUGGGAAAUGUCUAUAAACUUUAGUAGGACAUAAUUAUGAAAUAGUGUGCACAUCUUUUGAUCCUCAUUCUUUAAUAGUAGCAACAGGAUCAAUGGAUAAAACAGCAAGAUUAUGGGAUGUAGAAACUGGAAAGUAGAUAGCAAGAUUAGAUGGACAUGAAGGAGAAAUAGUGAGUUUACACUUUAACUCAGAUGGAGAUAAAUUACUUACAGGUUCAUUUGAUAAAACAGCAAUGAUUUGGGAUGUAAGAUCAGGAGAGUGUAUACAUAUGUUAGAUGAACAUACAGGUGAAAUUUCAAGUACUUAAUUUGAAUUUACAGGUGAUUAUUGUGCAACUGGAUCUAUUGAUAAGUAAUUAUAUUUAUUUAUUUAUCUAGAACAUGUAAAAUAUGGGAUAUUAAAACAGGUAAAUGUAUAGAAACUUUAAGAGGACAUAAAGAUGAAGUUUAAGAUAUUUGUUUUAAUUCUACAGGUUUCACUAUUCAAUUUAUUCUAGGUACUAGAUUAGUGACAGUCUCAGCUGAUGCUACUGGAAGAGUCUAUAAUGUUCAUACAGGAGAAUGUAUAGCAUAAUUACUUGGACAUAAAGGAGAAAUAUCCAAAGUUUAAUUUAAUCCAUCUGGAAAUAAAAUCAUUACUGCUAGUGCAGACAAUACUGCCAGAAUUUAGUAUUUUAUUUAUCUAUCAACUCUUUAGUUCAGAAACUGGAGAGUGUUUAUAAGUUUUAGAAGGACACACUGACGAAAUAUUUAGUUGUUCAUUCAAUUAUGAAGGAGACAUCAUCAUUACUGGAUCCAAAGAUAAUACAUGUAAAAUAUGGAAAGAAGUUAAUUUACCAGUCAAAAAAAAAUGA
Molecule: messenger RNA, 1464 nt
Organism: Paramecium sonneborni
Lineage: Eukaryota; Ciliophora; Oligohymenophorea; Peniculida; Parameciidae
Source: the annotation of a GenBank genome assembly